Trypanosoma grayi is the source of this 906-nucleotide messenger RNA. RefSeq lists its product as hypothetical. NCBI's taxonomy places the organism in Eukaryota, Euglenozoa, Kinetoplastea, Trypanosomatida, Trypanosomatidae. The record is from RefSeq and is a predicted model, not a curated record. The coding region runs from base 1 to 906 and encodes 301 amino acids. The transcript has a single exon.
AUGAUGAUGAGUUCCAAAAAGGCACUGGCAGGCAACAAGCCUACUACUGUUUCACCAUCACCGGCGGGGUCUGCCAAGCGGGAAGAAGGUGACUGGAGGAGCACCAUGAAGGCAUUUAGGGAGGAAGUCCAGAAAUUGAAGGAGGAAAAUGAGGCUCUGAAGUCAACAACAGUUGAACUAGCGAACUCAUGGCAAAUGACUGCUGAAAAAUUGGAGUCAUUGAAAGAAGAGAUUUAUUUAUCGCAAAAAAACGUCCUGAAUAUGUUAGAUGAGGAGUGGAAGAAGUCCGCUGACGCUGCGAAGGAGAGAAAUGAUUUACUACAGAGGCUAGGUGAGGCUCAAGAAAAAUGUGCUUCAGCAAACAUAGAAGUUUCUCGACUCGCUGGUAUUCUGGAGGGAGAAAGGAUUAAGAAUAGCAGUGCUGUGGCGGUGCAUGAAAAAGAAUGGAAGGCUAAAGAGAUGAAGAUUCAGUUAGAGCUUGGCCUGCGGGAGAAACAGUUAGAGGAAACACAACGUGAUAUGAGACAGUAUCUCGAAAGAUAUGAGGCUUCGCUUGCUGCGAAGGAUAAAUUGUUGGAAGAGGAAAGAGCUCAAUGGGAAAAUCAGCGCGAGAAAUACGAGGAAGAGAAAUAUCGGCUUCUGAUGCAGACCAAAAAGAGAGGACGUCCCCUCCGAUUUUCUCCAGAGCUAGCUACAGAGAGUGGUGCUAUUAUGUCCAACGGGUCUUUUCUAACGCCUCAGUUCUUCAAUGUGGUUACUGAAGAAGAUGCUGCUCGCAGUGUAUCCAAGAAGAGUCGUUUAGAGGAAGCUCGACAACAACGACGACAACACGAGCAACACCAUGAUGACGUGACACUAAGGAAGCUGGAUAAACUCAAUGACCUUAAAGACAGACUCCGUCUAUAG